Messenger RNA from Alternaria arborescens, 2724 nucleotides. RefSeq lists its product as hypothetical. Gene Ontology annotation, molecular function: DNA binding; DNA-binding transcription factor activity, RNA polymerase II-specific; zinc ion binding. Lineage: Eukaryota; Fungi; Ascomycota; Dothideomycetes; Pleosporales; Pleosporaceae. Gene Ontology annotation, biological process: regulation of DNA-templated transcription; DNA-templated transcription. The record is from RefSeq and is a predicted model, not a curated record. Bases 1 to 2724 code for a protein of 907 amino acids. The transcript has 7 exons.
AUGAAUCCCGCCAACAACGGCUUCUACGGGGCCGGCCCGCCCAUGAUGAACCCUCCACCACCGCGUCUGUUCGGAAGCGGCAGCUACGACCCAUCGCAGAUGCCCCCGGGCAACAUGUUCGCCCACGACGACAUGCACGACGACAACGAUGGCAGCGACCCCAAGCGGCGGCGCAUUGCAAGGGCUUGCGACAUGUGCCGGAAAAAGAAGAUCAAGUGCGACGGCAAGAUGCCGUCGUGCACACACUGCCAGAACUACAAGACGGAAUGCAUCUUCACUCAGGUCGAGAAGAAAAGGCAACCGCCCAAGGGCGCCAAGUACAUCGAAGGUCUCGAGAACCGACUUGCGCGCAUGGAGUCCCUGAUGCGCCUCUCCGGCGUCCUCCCCGAAGACGACGACGGCAGCACCGAUCUGGCCACACUGGAGAGACGACUCGAAGCAAGAGCUGGGCGAUCGGCCACACCCAGGGCCAGCAUCGGUGAACGACGAGAAUCAAUGGCACCCCCGACCGGCCAAUCCACUGCCAACGGCACACCAGCACAACCAGCUCUCCCCAGUCCGAGGAGCGGUACCGCCUCACCAGAGCCAGAGGAGCACACCGAAAACCCCAAAGACAAGGAAGAGGAUGCGCUCGCCGAGAUGAUGUGCUCUUUGGUGACGAACAACUGCGGAGAGACAAGAUAUAUCGGCUCAUCGUCUGGUUUCUCCAUCUUCUCGCCCAAGGGCAUACAAUGGGUGAAUGAAAAGACCGGGGACAACUCUUUCCGCGACAUGAUCUCUACAGCCGCCGUCGAGGACAACAAGUGGAUCCAAUGGCGACCCGACGUGUUCCAGGACAUCUUCAAGCGCAGAGUCUACAAACAAUUGCCUCCCAAGCACGAGGCCUUGUCACUACUCAAGGACUACUUCGAAAACUUCAACUGCAUGUUUCCGCUGUUCCACGAACCAACUUUCAUGCAUCUCGUAGACAAGCACUACUCGAAAGACCCCUAUGAAGGAUCCGGGUGGUGGGCCAGUUUGAACGUCGCCCUGGCUUUCGCACACCGACUGCGCGUCAUGAGCAACCUGGUUCCAGCAGAAGAAGACGAAAAGGCGUGGCAAUACCUGAAGAAUGCCAUGAGUGUCAUGGUAGAGCUUACCAUGCGCAAUACGGAUCUCCUCAGUGUUCAGGCUUUGCUAGGAAUAGGUCUCUUCCUUCUAGGAACGCCGAACCCCCAACCUACCUACUUUUUCGUUGCCACAGCCAUGCGGCUUGCACACAGCAUUGGUCUCCAUAAGAAAGGUGCCAACUUUAGCCUCAACUCCGCCGAGGUCGAGCAACGAAGACGUGUCUUCUGGAUAGCCUACAUGUUAGACAAAGACAUCUGCUUGCGGUCCGGCAGACCACCUGUACAGGACGACGACGACAUGAAUGUCGAAUUACCUAGCGAUACUCCACCAGACAACAUCGGCAACAUUCCGCUGGCUGACGGAAAGGGCACUAUGAACCUAUUCCGUCUCAUGUGCACCUUCUCCGUGAUUCAAAGCAAAGUUUACAAGGGUCUCUAUUCCGUAAAGGCAUCUAAACAGACCGACGGCGAACUGCUAAAUACUAUUGGCGAACUGGAUAAAGAGCUGGAAGCAUGGAAGGACGACAUACCACUAGAGUUCCGGCCAGAGCAUGACAUCAAGGCAUCACAUACCCCGCUCAUCCUCCAAGUCGCAGUACUGCAUCUUGGCUAUUACAACUGUUUAACCACCAUCCACCGCAUGAGUGUACAUCACGGAUACUGGACUAGUCGAUUAUCCAACUUUGCGAUACAAGGCCUAAAUGCUCGACCUCUCAACCCGAGAGUCUUCAUGUCCGCCCAACUGUGUGUUCAGGCCGCCCGAGCUUCGAUACAUCUCCUAAAGUACAUACCGAAAGGCGAUUUAUCUUGUGUCUGGCUAGUGAUUUACUUCCCAGUCACUGCAUUGGUUACGCUCUUUGCCAACAUCUUACAAAACCCACAGGAUACGCGAUCACGAUCGGAUCUCAAGCUUAUGAAGCUGGUCGUCAACUUCCUGAACAUGCUCAAUGACGAUCAGGGAAGCGGCAGUGUCAAGCGAAUGUGCACAGUGUGUGCUGAAUUCGAGCGCAUCGCUACUAUUGUGCUAGAAAAAGCCGAUCGCGAACACGCGUCGCGACGGAAGAGGAAGCAAGGCGACAGCGAGCAAGACGCACAAAUCGAAGCAACAGCGGCCGAGCUGCUCUCGACGGGUCGCAACGCACACUCGUCACCUCAGCAGGCCACUACUCCACAGAACAAUAACCAAUCAGAAGGCAUGAUCUUCAAUCCAGACUUCCAGGGGUUCAACGAGCCAUUCCCCUUCUCACCAAAUUUCACACACGACUCCUUACAGCCCAAUAUCCAGAUGAGCCAAUAUGGUUCACCAGGUAUCACCGCCCAGAUGCUCCAACAAUCACAAAGCUUACCAAUGACAACUGGUGGUGAUGUGAACGGCAUCAGCUCCAACAUCAACGCCAUGGCGGGCAUGGGCCAGUUCGACCAGACCUUCAACAACGUUCCACAAGAUCUCUGGAAAAUGCCAAUGACACUUGAGUGGGACUGGGCAGACAUGACUGGUGGAUUCUCGGGAUACGAGGACGGGAUCAGUAUGAAUGGUGUUCUUCCAGACUUUUCGAAUCAAUCUGGCCAUGGAACGAGUGAGUUCAAUCAGGGCGCUAUGAACGGCGGCCGGUGA